Molecule: messenger RNA, 885 nt
Organism: Pelecanus crispus (Dalmatian pelican)
Lineage: Eukaryota; Metazoa; Chordata; Aves; Pelecaniformes; Pelecanidae
Source: RefSeq, a predicted model, not a curated record
AUGCAGGGACACGGCCUAGAGCCGUGCCUUCAGUUGGGCCGUAGAGCGGCGAGCAGCGGGGCUAGAGCGGCCCUAGGGCCACCCCACAGCGGAGUUCUGCACGUCUCCGAAAACCCGGCGCCCUUGGUGGUCAAAGCGAGCCCGGGCGUCAAAGACGUUCGACCCUUCAUCGUGUGCUGCGUGCUGAAGGGAGUGAACUUAAAGCCGGGAAACGCCCUGAAGAGGUUCCUGUCCGCGCAGACUAAACUGCAUGAAGACAUCUGUGAAAAGCGGACAGCGGCCACGAUUGCCACCCACGACUUGCAGUUGAUCAAAGGUCCUCUGAUAUACGACGUUCGGCCUCCUGAUGAACUGAAGAUAAUACCCCUGGGUCGAAAGGAGAUCAAGGCAAAGGAUCUUCUCCGUCAGCUGCAGUUAGAAGCUGAGGAGCAGAGGAAACAGAAGAAGCGUCAGAACGUUUCUGGGUUGCACAAGUAUCUCCAGUUACUGGAUGGCAAAGAUAACUACCCGUGUCUUGUGGAUGCCGAAGGCAUUGUGAUUUCUUUCCCACCAAUAACCAAUAGUGAGAAAACAAAGAUCAGAAAAGACACCCGUGACCUAUUCCUGGAAGUGACAAGCGAUACCAGUUUGCAGAUAUGCAAAGAUGUCAUGGACACGCUAAUUCUGAAAAUUGCAGAACUGAACAGGUUUACCUUGGAAAAUAAGGAAGACUCGGGCUCGGAUAACGAAUCUGACGCGAACCCCAGCCAAAACAUACAGACGAUGAAUUCCCCGUUGGUGGUGGAGCAGGUUCGAGUGGUGGACGCAGAUGGAAACUUGAAAGUACUUUAUCCUUCAAAAACUGACCUAAGCACAGUUUCCUCUCUUCUGACUGUAAUACGUUAG